Molecule: messenger RNA, 3406 nt
Organism: Rana temporaria (common frog)
Lineage: Eukaryota; Metazoa; Chordata; Amphibia; Anura; Ranidae
Gene: SLC11A2
Product: solute carrier family 11 member 2
Exons: 19
Coding region: 159-2084 (641 amino acids)
Biological process (GO): metal ion transport
Cellular component (GO): plasma membrane
Molecular function (GO): manganese ion transmembrane transporter activity; iron ion transmembrane transporter activity; cadmium ion transmembrane transporter activity
Source: RefSeq, a predicted model, not a curated record
CAAGUGCAGUCAUGUGAUCCUCAAGUCAUGUGACACAUUUACACCAAUACCAGAUCAUGCUGCACCCAAACAAUGAGAGAACAGUCCUGGAAAUUGGAUUGAAUUACUAGCUCUCAUUAUAUGCAGUGAACAAUGAAAAAUAAUCUAUUCAGGGAAAUAUGCCAACCAAUGAUGCUCAGAUUAAACAGCACUUAUCUAGUGGGAGAGGCCUCUUUAAUAGUGAUAUUGUGGCACAGUACCAAAGCCAGUGUUUGGAGAGCUUGAGUGAGCAGAAGAUGAAGAGCAAGAAGUCUGGGUCCGCUCCUUGUGAGCUUGUUAAUGUGGCCAGUCCAAAAGAAAGCAAAUUGACUGUUAAACCCGACACCAUGUCAGACCAGAAUUAUCGACAAUUGGAUGAGAGUGGAUCAGGAGAUCAUGGGUCCAAGCCAGAUCUCAGUGAUGACACCCUUGAGCCAGUGGUGGAAGGAGAACCAUUUACCAGCUAUUUUGAUGAAAAAGUUCCCAUUCCAGAGGAUGAAAGUAACUCCUUGUUCAGUUUCCGUAAGCUUUGGGCCUUUACUGGACCUGGCUUCUUGAUGAGCAUUGCCUAUCUAGAUCCAGGAAACAUUGAAUCGGACUUGCAGUCUGGCUCUGUUGCUGGUUUUAAGCUGCUCUGGGUCCUUCUGGCUGCUACGAUUAUUGGCCUUCUUCUUCAGCGACUGGCCGCCAGGUUAGGGGUAGUGACCGGUCUGCAUUUAGCGGAAGUGUGCAAUCGCCAGUAUCCAAAGGUUCCCCGGAUUCUAUUAUGGAUAAUGGUGGAGUUGGCUAUCAUUGGAUCUGAUAUGCAAGAAGUCAUUGGCUCAGCCAUUGCCAUUAAUCUCCUGUCUGUCGGAAUAAUUCCAUUAUGGGGAGGAGUGUUGAUUACAAUCGUAGAUACAUUUUUCUUUCUAUUCCUCGAUAAAUACGGGCUAAGGAAACUGGAAGCAUUUUUUGGUUUCCUUAUUACAAUCAUGGCAGUGACUUUUGGAUAUGAGUAUAUACGAGUUCGUCCCGAUCAAGGCCAGCUUCUGAAGGGCAUGUUUUUUCCUUACUGCGCUGACUGUGGGAAUCCUCAAGUUUUACAGGCGGUUGGGAUUGUAGGAGCUGUAAUUAUGCCUCACAACAUGUACCUGCAUUCGGCUUUGGUGAAGUCCAGGGAAGUGAACCGCGCCAACAAGAAAGAAGUAAGAGAAGCAAAUAAAUACUUUUUUAUUGAGUCCACCCUAGCCCUCUUUGUGUCUUUUAUCAUCAACGUCUUCGUUGUGGCAGUGUUUGCUGAGGCCUUCUAUCAAAAGACCAACAAUGAAGUGCUGAAUGAGUGCAUCAACAGUACUUACAGUGGACAGAUUAGCAGUUUGUUUCCAAACAACAAUGAUACUUUGAAUGUGGACAUUUACAAAGGGGGUGUGAUUUUAGGAUGCUUUUUUGGGGCUCCGGCUCUCUACAUCUGGGCUGUGGGUAUCCUAGCUGCAGGUCAAAGUUCCACAAUGACUGGUACCUACUCUGGUCAGUUUGUCAUGGAGGGUUUUCUUAACCUAAAGUGGUCCCGGUUUGCUCGAGUGGUCCUUACUCGAUCUAUCGCUAUUACUCCUACUCUGUUCGUAGCCAUUUUCCAGGAUGUUCAGCACCUUACUGGCAUGAAUGAUUUCCUCAAUGUGCUUCAAAGCCUGCAGCUUCCGUUUGCUCUGAUCCCAGUGCUAACAUUCACCAGCAUGAGGUCCGUAAUGAACGACUUUGCAAAUGGGCUGGGUUGGAAGAUAGCUGGUGGCAUCCUGAUCCUUAUCAUAUGCUGCAUAAACAUAUACUUUGUGAUCAUAUACGUGUCAGCCCUUGGCAACAUUGGUCUGUAUAUUGGAGCGGCUAUCCUGUCUGUUGUAUAUCUCUGCUUCGUGGCAUAUUUGACAUGGCAAUGCUUGGUUGCCUUGGGCCUGAAGUUCCUUGAAUGCGGGCAGACGCUUCCUGUACCACUUGUGGAUAUAAAUGGUUAUAACCUUGGACUGACCAACUAUCCAGAGCUUUUCCUCUUACACAAUAUGGAGAAAGAAGGGAUCUCAUCUUCCCGAUGAUGUUUGGGUCACAUGGCACAACACUGAUUAUCCCUUCUAGACACCAUAUCUAGAAGUACUCAGGAGUUUAGAGGUGCCAUGCUUUUAGUGCCGAGUACCAAAUUAACUUUGCGAGCUUUGUAGCAGGUGAAGUAGAGCAAAAAAUUGUAAACGUUACUAUGUAAUACAUUAUACUUGCUUACCGUACCCUUAUAUUUACAAUUUGAAAAAAGACCAUUGAAAAGUUGAAAUUUAACAUUCGAAAAAAGUCCAUGGAUUUUAACCAAAAGACAGUUAACUACACAAGAAAUCGAAACUUCAAUACACAGAAAUUUAAACCCAUAGCUGAUCCAGAAGAAGCCGAAAAAAUAGCCCUAUAAAGCAUGAUCCCUUACAAGGAAAAGAAUAAUCUGUCCUGAUUCCUUAAAGCAAUUGGAUAUACUAUGGAUCAGCAAUCUACGGUGUCAUCCUCAGUCAAUCAUGAUUUCAUAUUCAUAUCAAAUAUUUUCCACAUAUGUGAAUUUUGCUGGUUUUUAUAGACUUUACAAAGUUCUGUUUUCGUUUUCUCACAAUUUUCCAUACUUCCAAGGACACAUUUUUACCUAAAGUUAUACUAUUAUAUUCCAGGAUGUGGGAUUAACCAUUAAUUUAUAACAUUAUAUGAAAUUGUAAUUUAUGGACACGGGGCGGUAAAAUCAGAUCCAUUUUAAUCCAGGUUAUUGAUGCCUUAGACACGACAUAGCAUUUUGGGGAAUGAUUUGCUUAAGAAAUACUAAAUGAGUUAUUUAAAACUGGCUCAGCAAACCUGUGUUCAUAAACUGUGUGUCCAAUCAGUGAUGAGCAUUUGUUAAAAAGAAAAAAAAAAACUGCUGCUGAACCUGAAACCCUCAAUAUUAUUUAAUUGGUGACUAUUAUAAGGAUUAUAGGGAUAAGGAUCAAAAAUAUUGUUGAAUUUGAUAUAAUUUGAUGUGAUCAUGUGUCUUAUGGAAAAGAUUGGUUUGUAUUUUUUAUUUUUUUUAUAAUUUUCACAUACUACUGGUUUAUGUCAGCAACCUAUCCAGAGUUAAAGGUGUUGAUCUCUGGGGUAACUUAUAUUUAUUAGAAUACGCAUAAUGCAUAUUUUGGAAUACUUUUAAUUGCCAAUUUUAUGAACUUUAUUGUGGGCCGUAUGACUUUUAAAAUAAUGCUGCUAGCUUCAUUCAUAAAAAGUGAUGUGUUAUAUUGCUGAAAUGUAAUUAAUGGCACUAUACCCUGCUGUAUAUGUUAGUGCCUUUUGUUGAUUUUACAAGUGUUUUUAGGGAAUUUUAUUCCAAUACAGUCACCACUUUAUGUGAAAAUGGUGA